AUGCAAAGGGGCCGGGCGGCGAGGCGGGACCCCCCCGGCCCUCCCCCGGGGCCGCCGGGCAGCGCGGGCGGGCGGCCGGCGCCGCCCCGCCGCUCGGGGAGCCCCGAAAGUCGGCGGGAGCCCCGGGGGCUGCAGUCGGUGCCCAGAGUGCCCCUGGGCACUCCAUGGCUCGUCACCUUCAACAAUGUUCACCUGUGCUGCACAGCUGUGGCCCAUUGGGGAUUGUCCUCGGGCCCCUGGGGGCUUCGUCCCGGCGGCACAGUGCUCCCCCGGCCGCCGGCGCUGCCGUCGGGUCCUGGGGCGCUGUCCCCCGCGGUGCCGCCCCGGUCCCUAUCGCCGCCGCUGCCACCGGGCCCGGAGACGCCGCCUCCCUACAGGUUGCCUCAGCCCCGAUCUCCGCCGCAGCCCGUGACCGAGACGCCCUUGCUGAAGGCCCCACGACCCUCAGCAAGCCCGGAGAGGCGACCCCCGGCCGGACCCAUCCCGUCCCCGCUGCUGUCACCGGGCCCCAGAGCGCUGUCCCCGCGCGACCUGCCCCCUUCCCGGUCCUUGCCGUUGCUGUCCGCCCCGGAGGUGCUGCCCCUGUCCCGGUCCCUGCAGGCACUCCCUGCCAGCCCCUCCUCAUCGCCACUGCUUUUGUCAGGCCCCGAGGUGCUCGCUUCCACCAGGCUGCCCCCAUCGCAGUCCAGGUCCCUGCAGCAGCUCCCCACCAGGCCAUCCCCAGACCUGCCGAGGGGGUCCAGGGGGCUGACCCCCAAGGGACCAACCCAACCUCGAGUCCUGCGACAGCAGCCGUCUCAAAGCCUGACACUGCCGUCAGGCCCUGGGAUCCUGCCCCCCACCAGGUCCCCUCCACCCCAAUCCCUGCCACAGUCCGCCACUCUCCCGUCCCCAUCCCGCCCCCUGCAGCCACCCCUUGCCAGGUCGCCCCCAUCCCAGUCCUUGCUGCCAGCACAGGGCCCCGCAGUGCCCCAAGCCGCAGAGAGCCAGCCCCCAGCACCGUUGCCUGUUUUCCGGAGCAUCAGGUGCCAGCUCGCUUUAUCGGAGGCGCAGGGCAUCACCCCCUCAGCGCACGAUGACUGUGGGCGGCAGCCCCGCUCCGUGCUCGCCAAGAGCUCCCCCAGGAACGCCGCAAGCCGGGGGCCCUUGGUGCCGCUGGGACAGCGGGAGCACGCCUGGCUGGUGGCAAUGUCAGCGGGCUGCUGGGCUCAGGUGCGGGGGCUCUUUCUGGAAGAGCCAGAGCUGGCCCUGCAGAGGGACUUCAUAUCAGGCUUUACGGUCCUUCACUGGCUGGCCAAGCACGGCGACGGGCCGGGCCUGCAGGAGCUGGCAGCGGCGGCGCGGCGGCUCGGGCUGGCCCUGGACGUGGACGCGCGCUCGGGCUGCGGGUACACACCGCUGCACCUGGCUGCCAUACACGGCCACCAGCUUGUCAUCAAGGUGCUGGUGCUGCAGCUGGGGUGCCAGGUGCAGGUGCGGGACGGCAGCGGGCGCCGGCCGUGGGAAUACCUGGGCAGCUCCACCUCGGGGGAGAUCUGGCAGCUCCUGGAGGCACCCCGCGGCACAAUCAUGUUCCCCACGCAGCCCCUGGCCCGCAGCGUGUCCUCGGUCAGCAAGGUCUCGCCGGCCACCGGCAGGGCAGCGCUGCCCGCCUGCCUCAGGGUGCAGCUCGGCCGCGGGGCAGUGUCACACCAAUCCGGCAGCGACAGCGACUGA
Molecule: messenger RNA, 1716 nt
Organism: Pyrgilauda ruficollis (rufous-necked snowfinch)
Lineage: Eukaryota; Metazoa; Chordata; Aves; Passeriformes; Passeridae
Gene: SOWAHB
Product: sosondowah ankyrin repeat domain family member B
Exons: 2
Coding region: 1-1716 (571 amino acids)
Molecular function (GO): protein binding
Source: RefSeq, a predicted model, not a curated record